AUGUCGUCCGAGGGCAUUACCGUCUCAGGCGCCGAGGAGUACCCCGUCUUCGAGUCGUUCGACGACUAUGACCUGAAGGAGGGCCUCCUGCGCGGCAUCUACUCCUAUGGCUUCGAGAAGCCGAGCGCCAUCCAGCAGCGUGGCAUCAAGCCGAUCCUGGAUGGGCGCGACACCAUCGGCCAGGCCCAAUCUGGCACUGGCAAGACGGCCACGUUCGUCAUCGGCUGCCUGCAGCGCAUCGACUACGACCUCAAGGCGUGCCAGGCGCUGAUCUUGGCGCCCACGCGCGAGCUGGCCAACCAGAUCCAGAAGGUGGCGCUGGCUCUCGGCGACUACCUUCACAUUCGCUGCCACGCGUGCAUCGGGGGCACGUCGGUGCGCGACGACAUCGACAAGCUGAAGGACGGCCAGCACGUCGUCGUGGGCACUCCCGGGCGCGUGUUCGACAUGAUCGGCAAGCGUCACCUGCGGGUGGAUGACCUCAUCACUUUCGUCCUCGACGAGGCGGACGAGAUGCUCUCGCGUGGGUUCAAGGAUCAGAUCUACGACAUCUUCAAGACCCUGCCUCCCAACGUGCAGGUGUGCCUCUUCUCGGCCACGAUGGCGCCCGAGAUCCUGGACUUGACCUCCAAGUUCAUGCGGGAUGCAGUUCGCAUCCUGGUCAAGAAGGACGAGCUCACGCUGGAGGGUAUCCGGCAGUUCUACGUCGCCAUCGAGAAGGAGGAGUGGAAGCUUGACACCCUCUGUGACUUGUACGAGACUCUCACUAUCACUCAGGCGAUCAUCUACUGCAACACGCGCCGCAAGGUCGAUUUCCUGGCCGACCAGCUCUCCAAGCGUGACUUCACCAUCUCGACCAUGCACGCUGAGCUGGACCAGAAGGAGCGGGACCUGGUGAUGCGCGAGUUCCGCUCUGGCUCCUCCCGCGUGCUCAUCUCCACCGACCUGCUUGCAAGGGGCAUCGACGUGCAGCAGGUGUCGCUGGUGAUCAACUUCGACCUGCCGCAGAACAUGGAGAACUACCUCCACCGCAUUGGCCGCAGCGGCCGCUUUGGCCGGAAGGGGGUGGCCAUCAACUUCGUCACCAACCAGGACGUCCGCACCAUGAAGGACAUCGAGAGGUAUUACCACACGCAGAUCGAGGAGAUGCCCAUGGACAUUGCGGACCUCAUCUGA
Messenger RNA from Prorocentrum cordatum, 1176 nucleotides. The record is from the annotation of a GenBank genome assembly. NCBI's taxonomy places the organism in Eukaryota, Dinophyceae, Prorocentrales, Prorocentraceae.